Naegleria gruberi is the source of this 999-nucleotide messenger RNA. RefSeq lists its product as uncharacterized. The transcript has a single exon. The record is from RefSeq and is a predicted model, not a curated record. NCBI's taxonomy places the organism in Eukaryota, Heterolobosea, Eutetramitea, Acrasida, Naegleriidae. Gene Ontology annotation, molecular function: protein binding. The coding region runs from base 1 to 999 and encodes 332 amino acids.
AUGAGUCAAGACACGGAUCAUAAUCAUGGAAAUGUUGUUUUGAUGGAUAAAGUAGAAGAUUCGGUGGCAAGUCAUGUAUCAAAUGAUGAUCAGUCAAGUAUUGUUGAUUCGUCCGAUCUAUUGGAAAGUUCACAAACACUUUCAGAUCAAAUGGAUGAUAUAAUAUCGACAGCAAGUUCUGUUUUUUCCACCUAUCAUUCAAGAAUAAGAAAGAAGGAAAGACUCUUCUCGAAUGAACUUAUUAAAAAAAUCAAGAAAUUUGGCUGCUAUGGAAAGGAACGAGUUUCGAAUAAUUCAUUAGAAAUUAGAUGGAAAGUUGAAUACGAAGGAAAUGUUAUUAUUUUGAGUGAAGAUUUCAAAACCUUGAUCACAUGUUAUCGAGAAGAAAAUCCUGCCAUUCCAUUCUAUAAUGAUUUAUGUGACAGAUUUGACACUUGUGGAAAGUUCUUUACAAAAUACGAAACUAAACUAACCUUGGAAGAAUUCAAAAAUGAAAUCAAUGGAAAGAAAACAUUUUACAGUAUGAACUUUGAAAUCUGGCCAAUGAACAAACCAAUUUUAUUACAAACUGCCAGAAAUGGAAGGUUGGAUUUAUUAAGAUAUUUAAUUGAGGAAUGUAAUUAUAAUCCAUUUAUUGUUGGAAAGGGAAAAUAUUCAAUUUUGCAUUAUGCAUGUUAUGAUGGAAGAUUUGAAAUGCUUGAAUAUUUAAUUAAGAAUAAGAAUUUGAGAAAGUUAUUCGAAAUGAAAGAUCAAAAUGGAGAGAGUGGAUUUGAUGCCUUGGUCAAUUCUAAAAAAAUAACGAACGAAAGUGUGAGAAAAAAGUGUAUUCAAUUGUUUGAUUUAUUAAAUGAUGAAAAUGAUAAUGAAAAAGUUUCUUCCAAAGUUUCUAAUUUUGAAAAUAAUGAAAAAAUUGAAAAAGUGCAACAAGAUUCCGCUAAAUUGGACGCAAUAGAAUCCAUUUCUGAUAAAAUUGCAAACCAUUUAAAUUUAAAUAAUUAA